Messenger RNA from Symbiodinium pilosum, 423 nucleotides. Lineage: Eukaryota; Dinophyceae; Suessiales; Symbiodiniaceae. The record is from the annotation of a GenBank genome assembly.
GUCCUGUGGUCAGAUUGGGAUCUGGCCUUGGUCAAGGAAAGCUUCAGGAAGUUUGCGUCCAAGGGCUCCAGCACAAUGCCAGUGGUGAACUUGUUUCAGGCUAUUCAUGUCCUUGGCUUUGAAGAGCUGGAGGUCGACUCUCCUGACAGGCAAAGGUGGCUUGCCGGGAUCACAAAGGAGGUCUUGGCGAGGAAGGCCAGCCGGGCGUCCAUGUCUGUGGAGACCUCACGCCGCGAGUCAUGGGUCCCAGCGACCGCAGCCAAUCGACACGGGGUGGGGGCUGGAGCACAGCUCAGUUUUCGCGACUUUCUCCGUAUUUCCAGCCGUGCUCUGCGCGAGCGCGAGCGGGAGACUCGUGUCGACGAAUUCCGUGCUGAGACCAAGGCCAUCAAGACGGGAAAUUACGGCCUGCUGGAGCUGGAG